This is a messenger RNA of Ilex paraguariensis (yerba mate), 312 nucleotides long. The record is from the annotation of a GenBank genome assembly. NCBI's taxonomy places the organism in Eukaryota, Viridiplantae, Streptophyta, Magnoliopsida, Aquifoliales, Aquifoliaceae.
AUGGCAGCCAUGAUGGUCACCACCGCCACCAGCUACCGCGGGAGAAGCAGCAAGGUCAUGAUCACUGCAUUGCUGCUUAUGUUUAUGUUGCUGAUGGUGUCCGCGGUGCCGGACCGGGCUGGCAAAGUUAUAAAGUUGGAAGAAAGUUGCAUGAGCGACUGCGUUUCAAACUUUUGCCCCAUCUACGGAGCAUCAUAUGCUGAAUGCUCUUCACUAUGUGCCAUACGCUGUGCAAGUCAAUGUACAAUCGAUAUUGGACUCUGCCGUCUCAAGGCUAUUCUUGAGAUUCUGUCGUUUCAUGGCCAUUCUUGA